Cadophora gregata is the source of this 1176-nucleotide messenger RNA. RefSeq lists its product as uncharacterized. Gene Ontology annotation, molecular function: adenine deaminase activity. Gene Ontology annotation, cellular component: cytosol. The coding region runs from base 1 to 1176 and encodes 391 amino acids. NCBI's taxonomy places the organism in Eukaryota, Fungi, Ascomycota, Leotiomycetes, Helotiales, Ploettnerulaceae. The record is from RefSeq and is a predicted model, not a curated record. The transcript is spliced from 3 exons. Gene Ontology annotation, biological process: adenine catabolic process; hypoxanthine salvage.
AUGGCACGACCAAUACCGUACAGCACAAUCCAAUCCUGGAAAUCAACCAUCUGCUCGAAGCCGGACCCAUUCAUAAGCUCCAUCCCCAAAAUCGAACUCCACGUCCACAUCGAGGGCACCCUAACGCCCAGUCUCCGCUUCUCCCUCGCCGCCCGCAAUAACCUCCCACCUAAAUCCACGCGCCUCAACAAAACUUUCCAUACCCUCUCGGAACUUGAAUCGGCCUACAAUCUCCUGGAACCAAUCAGCAUCAAAGGAUCUGGUAUCAGUGCUUUCUUCGAUGCGUAUUAUGGAGGUAUGGACUGUUUGAGGACGGAAAGGGAUUUUUAUGAUUUGGCGUGGGAUUAUUUCGAGAGGGCAAGGGGGAUGAAUGUGAGGUAUUGUGAGGUUUUUGUUGAUCUUCAGGCGCAUACCAGGAGGAAUGUGAGCGUCGAAAGUGUGCUAGGAGGCUUGGGGUUGGCGAGGGAGGACGCUUGGGAAAAGUUGGGUCUCAAAGCAAACUACAUUCUCUCCUUCCUACGAGACCUCUCUCCAGACUCAGCAAUGGAGCACUACGAGCUCGCCCUUCCUUAUCGAGAAAUGUUCGUUGGCAUCGGUCUUGACUCCAAUGAAUACGAUCGGCCUCCUCUGCUUUUCAAAGAGCUGUAUGAGAGGGUACGUGCCGAUGGCUUCAAACUGACGGCUCAUUGUGAUGUCACGCAAAAAGACACGCAUGAGCAUAUUCGUCAAGUAGUCGAGGAAUUGGGGGGAACUGGGGCCGAGAGAGUGGACCAUGGGUUGGAUGCUGCCGAGAGAAGUGAGCUGGUGGAGAAGAUCAAGGAGAAGGGGACGGGAAUGACGCUGUGCCCAUGGGCAUACGUUCGGCACCACACUGAAGCCAACUUAUUCUCACAUAUGCGCACUCUCAUGGAUGCUGGUAUCAAAAUAUGUAUCAGUUCUGAUAGUCCAGCAUACGUCGAAAGUAACUGGGUCUCUGAUAAUCUGGCGUUGUUGAAGUUGAAAGGAGGAUUUACCAACGAUGAUGUUGUGAGAGUACAGAGGAAUGCGCUUGAUAUGUGUUGGGCUGAUGAGAAAACGAGGAGAUGGUUCAGGGAGAUGCUUGAAGAUUUCGUUGAAGGUUGGGGGGGAAAGGGAAUGGAGAGUUUACCAAGCACGGAUACUGUAUCACAAAUAUAG